GCCCCUCCCUCUCGCAUCACAUCCUGCCCCACGUCCUCACAACCUUCAAAACCAGGAACUUUUGGACCAAGCUGCAAGAUGAACAAGACACUCCUCACGAUGUUCGCUGGGCCGUUGCUGCUCGCCCUAGCCGUCUCCUCUGCCUCGGACGGAGGAUCCUGCUCCACAUACGAUGAGGAUCUAGAAGUCGCGAAACUCCUCGACGGCACGUGCGAAUGGGACACCUACAUGUGCUGCUAUACCAACCACGACUCAGGAGAGGGGGUGACCGCGAACACCGAUGUUUGCAGCGUACCGAGCGAGGGCCUCGAAAUGCCCGGCGACUCGGAGGGUCCCGUGUACUGCCACGGCUUCGCCUGGCCGGAAGGCGCAGACGUCAACAACCACAUCCUUCCCCUGUACCAUUAUGUGAAGAACAUUGGCCGCACCGAAGAAGAAGGGGGUUACUACGGAAACGUGGAAGGAGCGCCGGAAUGCGGGUGCAUCGAAGAAAUGCCACAAGUGUCUUUCGCAGAGUGCUCCAGGUUCUCUAUCGACGGGAUCGGUGAGUGCGGAGAAGGCGGGCUGUACAGCCAAUACAACGGCCGCCUGGACGCGCCCUACGGUGAGAUGGAACACAACCUGGUGAGGUCUUGCGACAACGCCUAACUGCCCGGUGAGGCAGAGGGCCGGGAGGGCAAGUUCGCGGCGUGCGCGAACAACGACCUCCGUAACCGCUACGAAAAGUGUACCCCGCGGGGAAGCUCGACAACUUCGUCGGCGACUGCGACAACGCCUAGUCGACCCCGGUCCAUGGCAGAGGAUGAGGAUUACUUCAUGGUUGCGGCUGGGAAUGCUAGUAGGCAGAAUUGAGAACUAGACUCCACUCGUAGAUGCAAGCAUCGAGACGUUGUUGAUGCGCAGGCUGGUGCCGUUAAGAGAUUUGGGUCUUCCUAGUUGUGCGUGUGGAGUGGGGUGAGUCCAUUGGAAGUCUUGCAGCGAAAAACAUUUCCACGGUACAGUGCAGAUGCAGGGAAUACCGUGCUCUCCCGUGGGGUUUCCUGGACAUCCAUGGCCUUGUUUCUUUUUGGAGCUGGGUGAACUUGAGCGGGUCGGGAUGCUGAACGGGUACCGAUGGUACGAGACCCGCAUGCAGGAAUGGGUCGAGUCGAAAUUGGUCUCUUGCACGGCGGUAGGAUCUGCUUGAUGGGUUUCGUUCCCGCAGGAUUUUACCGAGGCUAUGGUAACACAUGUAAAUUACUUUAUGUCCUAUUUCGAACAUUUAAUUGCUCUCGUUGCGCGCUGAUCGUGUUCGAUUUGCUCGUUUGUUCGUUGUCCAUUUUUGAGCGAAGUUGUGGUAGUGUUUUUAUUUGUGUGGUGGUCGGGAACUGCUGUUGUCAGUUUUGGUCAAACAUUAAGAAGCUGUUACGCAACA
Molecule: messenger RNA, 1414 nt
Organism: Ectocarpus siliculosus
Lineage: Eukaryota; Phaeophyceae; Ectocarpales; Ectocarpaceae
Source: the annotation of a GenBank genome assembly